AUGGCUAAUAGACUCUCUUCUUCCCUCACUCCAGGCCAACGACCACGUCGUCAGUAUCUCAACAAGGCAACGGAAUUCUUCUUUCGUGAACUUGAUAAGGGAUUCUCCUCCAUCUACGUUGUCCUCUCCACAGGCGCCCUGCUCUCCGUCGCUGGAUGGAAACUCAUGGUUUAUUAUAUUGAGCCCAGACGAGCCACUCAAUUCGCGGAGUGGCGCCGGCCGUAUUCCCGCGUGCCGCUGAGUGAUGCGCACAAUUUCUUCUGGGGAUUUGCGGCCGCGGAGCCUCAUCCCAAUCACAUCGCGGCCGGCUUGACGGCAGACGUCGAGGAGGCCCUGCGGCGGCCCACACUUGUGUACAGCGCGGCGAGUGAAGUGGGCGGCAGUGUGAUGUGCAUGCAGCUGCCGGAGUAUGAUGCCCAGCGCGGCGAUGAUGUGGUCUACCGCAGUCUACACUACGUGGAGAACUCUCCAUCUAUUUUAUCAUCAUCAUCAUCAUCAUUAGUGGAAGUAGUGGGAGGAGAAGAAGAAGGAAGAGGUGGAAACACUAUGAAAGAAAAGAAAUCACAACAACAACAACAACAACAACAACAACAAAAGAAAGAAGAGAAAGAGGAGGAAGAGGAGACAUCUUUGUAUCUCUCACGUAUGCCGGGUGGUGGGGCCUCUGUUAUUCACGGUAUGGUGAAAUGUAAAGCCAUUACAUCACAGAAUAAUUGUGUUCCAUACGCUGGUCAUCUUGAAAGUGAAUAUGCACGGAAGAUGAUGUUAGCACUUGGGCCUGUACAUAUUCUUCGAGAUAUUGCGAAGACUACUUUUCCAUUCCGCUUCACCACAGUGAAAGAGACUCCCAUCUCAGCGCUUGUGUGUGGUCUCCACAGUGGUGAGAUCCCACGUUGGCUGAGUAAUACAUUUCCAAACUUUCACGUGGAUGUUGUAGAGCGUGAUGGGACACUUGCACGUAUUUGUCGUCGCUUUAUGGGAUUUCAAGAAUCCAGCAAUCUUCGACUUUUCAUUGCAGAUCCCAUUGAAUUUCUUCGACAUAGUGCUAUCGUGAAUACUAAUAGUGUAAAUAGUAGAGGAUCCGCAGGACAACGCUAUGAUCUUAUCAUGCUAGACACCGUAGAUGGUAUGGGAAAAUUAAGCACACAGUAUGGUCGAUUAGAGUUUAUUAAUAAUGUACGUAAUAGUUUAACUUCUGCUGGAUGUGUGAUUGCGUCUAUUCCUAAUCGAGAUGGUGCAUUUCUAUACAAUAUGGUCCAGAAUUGGCGUGUCGCAUUUACAGGACGUACAGUGAUUCUCGUUCACUGCGUAACAUCUCCACAUACGAUGCUGAUGACUUUUCAAGAUGAUGCGGAUCGGGGAAAAGCAAACUUUGGCGCAGUUGCAGAUGCCGAAGAGUUUAGAGAUUUAUUACGUACAAAACUUUCCCACUACGGACCACAACGUGUAACCUUUGAUCUCACCCGUGAAGUCUCUGAUGAAUCCUUUCGCAUACUCUUACCAGGCCGAACAUAUCCGUUAACGGCGUAUUUGCCAGCUGGACACCCGGAGUUGAAGGAUGUAUCCACGAUGAGAAGUGAAGGAGGACGGAAGUGGGGUGAUUGGCUGCGGCAUUGGUCUAGCACGUGGUUAACGCCAACUCAACGGGCAGAUUUGCAGAACAUGGGGAGAUGA
Molecule: messenger RNA, 1674 nt
Organism: Trypanosoma theileri
Lineage: Eukaryota; Euglenozoa; Kinetoplastea; Trypanosomatida; Trypanosomatidae
Exons: 1
Coding region: 1-1674 (557 amino acids)
Biological process (GO): spermidine biosynthetic process
Cellular component (GO): cytosol
Molecular function (GO): spermidine synthase activity
Source: RefSeq, a predicted model, not a curated record